This is a messenger RNA of Drosophila ficusphila, 1745 nucleotides long. RefSeq lists its product as uncharacterized. Lineage: Eukaryota; Metazoa; Arthropoda; Insecta; Diptera; Drosophilidae. Bases 35 to 1132 code for a protein of 365 amino acids. The transcript has a single exon. The record is from RefSeq and is a predicted model, not a curated record.
ACUCGCACUUUAAUCGAGAAAAUCGGGAAGCAGCAUGCGCGUUUCGGGGGCAACCUGUGAGUUUUCCGGACAUGUAAGCGCCCACCCACAACCGCCGCUCGAAAUGGAGAAACUGCAGCCGGGAGACGCGUGCCUUGAAUGUCAAAGUCUGGGCAAGGACCACAAGCUGCGUUUCUUCUAUAUUAAUCUAGAGGAGCAGCUCCUGAAAUGCGAGUCGCUGAGCUGUUUGUGGCCGCACAACGAUGAGAUCUCCUCGGAUGAGGAGCUGGAAGAGCUAAAAGCUGCUCCACCAUCGGAUCCCCUUAAAAUUCUUAAAUCUCCUUCCCGGUUAGUUCAUUCACCGGAUGUUGUUCCAUUGGCUGAACUUGAUCCAGACGAUGACGACGAAUUUAUACUGCAAUUGCUACAACAACUUACCCCCUCUACAGAUGCGGACUCAGUUGACUCCCCUUCUGAAUCCAAUAAAAAUCUGCACUCAAUGCCGAAUCUGUUAACUGAAGAGCCUCUAGAAAUUAAGCCCUGUCCAGAGCUGGAACUACCGGAUUUAAGUUUUUUAGAGGAACACAUUUCCGAACAUAAGGAAUCACCAAAAGCUGUGAUAGCAGAGAAGGAACUACCCCUACUGCCAGCAAAACUAAGAACUUCACCAAAAAUAAAAAAUCCACAAAGUCAGAGCUUAACAAUUAAGAAGGAGGUAGGGCUGCUGAAGAUUCCCCCAGCCUCCAUUUCCCUCAGAAAACCCAAAUUGUCAUCCUUCAAAACUCCUACAAAGUCCAUCUGCCAAGGCAAACAGGAAAUACCCUUAUUGCCCGCUAGUCUAAAGUCGUCUCCCAGCGUUAAACCCCAAGGAGAUCCAUUCAGCACUCCGCCCAGAAUAGCAUCAACUCAACCGCAAACACCGCCAGCGGCUGUCAACAUCAUUAUCAGUAUUCCGGAGUUAAAUCCCGCUAUGCCCUUCCUGGACGCCAUCAAGCGCCACUGCACAGAGGCAAAGCCGAUUACUCGUGGCAGACGUCCAAAGCGCUUGGCCAUAGAAUCCACCGGCAAAGGCAUUCGCGCCCAGACGGUGAGACACCUAAUCGAGAACCUGGAAACCACCACGGAUGCGAAACUCUCAUCACCUCGCUCAUAAUUAGAUGGAAUUUUGCCUUACUCAAGUAUUUGAAAUAAAUUUGCAAAUGAAAUUAUACAUGCAGCCACCGGACAAGAAUUCAAGUUCGUUUAUUUAUAAACAAUUCCGCUUUGUUUUUUUUUUUUUGCGACGCGAUUUGCGAAUUAUUAAUGCCUGGCACGCGUCUAGAGCAUGUUGAAGUGGCCCAAACAGAUAGCGCUGCGAACGAGAGGCCAUCCUAUCAGUAAAUGUGAACUUUGGAAAGGAGGUCGCGGCAACUGCGUCAUCCGGAGAGCGUUUUCAAGCUGGGAUUGUCAGCGGAGCUGAAUGCAAAUGAUAAGGGAAAUGGAGAUCAUCACAGCCCUAUCGCAAAAAAAUAUCAGCGGGAGGCAUACUAACUAAUCAGGCAUUACAUCGACCCUUCAUAACCAGUUCAUUGAACGUGGGAACGUGUGGGGUAAUAGCUUUCGUGCGUCCGGAGCACUUGAACCUGGUUGCCAACGGCCGGCGCAAAAUAUUUUUGCUGCGCAGUUUGCCUAUGUGGGCGGGGGCCGUCGGGCAGUGGGCCAAGUUUAUUGUUUGUUUGGCUAGCUAUAAAUACCCGACACCUAAAUCGGUUCUCCUAUCUUAUCUC